CGGAGAACAUUCCGCACCAGUGCUCCUCGGACUUUCUCAUCGCCCAUCUGCUUCUGACUCGCAAGAAAGCUCGGACUUUUAUAUUGAGGCUAAAUUUAGUGGGCUGGUCGGUGCGCUGCGUCCCCAUCCUGGACGCGUUUCCUUCCCCACAGCCUCGCAUUGGUCUGCUUUGUGCAGGCACGUUUAUAAGAAAAGUUGUUCCCUCCAGACGCGCAGAACGAGAAGCACCAGCUCACUGGAAGACGUACGGAGACACUGGACGCUCAGCUGGCUCAAGUCUAAAAAGCCUUUCCUCAAUAACAGAGGCAUUUUAUGCGUUUUAUAAUAACGCCUCGAAUAUGGCAUUGAGUGGGACCAUUUUACCAUCAAUCUCUACGUUUGCUAACCAAAAGGAGAAAUAUUGGGGAGAUAGAUGGAAGAGCAACAUGAGCAGCGCUCCCGAGAUUGACAACAGCUGCCUAGGUAGAAAAGACGAAGAGGACCUGGAUACGUUCCUGGACCUCGAGUUUAUUCUGGCAAACACCACCGGCUCCGACAGUGCGCUAGACGCCGGGACCGAGUCCUAUCGACUUCAGGAGUCCGCGGUGCCUGUGUAUCACCAGCAGCCGAAGCACCACGCCGGGAUGCCCUUGCAGUCGGCCAAUUACGCCUCUGCCCCGGACAUGGACUGCCCUCCACCGCCUUAUAACAGCCUGAUGGCGGAGCUCCUUCGCUCCGACGUGGACACUGGCUUCUUUAACGGGAGCAGCCUUAGUAUCCAGGGGAAAUUCUUGAUCAGCUCCACGCCUUUCCAAACAUCUCAGGAUUUAAUCCCCGAGCACCCGAACAUUAAAAUUGAGCCCCAGUCAAUGGAUACCACGCACGGGCCAGUCAUGGGACUGGUGCCUCAGAGCUGCACCAAAAUCAAGCACGAAGGCAACGUCUCCUGCAUGAUGUCGUACGAGCAGCAGCCGCGGCUGGCCAACUCCCCGCAGGCCGCCGUGGGCAGCAUGACCCCGCCGCUCAGCCCGGUCGACCUGAUGAGCUCCGAGUGCCAGCAGCCCCAGAUGUGCCACUCCAACUCCCUGACGUUCCCGCAGAAUUUCCACCCUCACCAUCAGGAAUUCCCUCACCACAUUCGCCUCCCCUUCCACCACCAAUUCCCAGGCAUGUUCGGAGAGGACACGUCCAUGGGCGUGCAGCAGCAACCUGCGGCCGGUCAAAGGGCGCUGCUCACCCCGCCAUCCUCCCCGCUGGACAUAAUGGACGCCAAGCCCAAGAAGGGUCGUCGAUCCUGGCCGAGGAAACGGACUGCGACGCACACCUGUACUUUCACCGGCUGCGUGAAGACCUACACCAAGAGCUCCCACCUGAAGGCGCACCUGAGAACGCACACAGGAGAGAAACCCUACCACUGCAGUUGGGAGGGCUGCGGCUGGAAGUUCGCACGGUCCGAUGAGCUGACGCGCCACUUCCGGAAGCACACGGGACAUCGGCCUUUCCAGUGUCACCUGUGUGAGCGGGCGUUUUCUCGGUCUGACCACCUCGCCCUGCACAUGAAGAGGCACAUGUGAAGAAAGCGGUGAAGGACAAUAACGAUGCAACGCAUCGACCCCAUACAAAGAACUUUUAAGACAUCCCAUGAUCAGCAAGUUCCUAAACGAGCAGCCUAUCAGCUGCAGUGGUACCUUGGCAGGAUAACCUGUCAGUAGAUUAUGAUGAAACCACUAUUGAUUACACUGUAGUAGGCGGUGUACCAUAGGAGUAUUAUAGGGAUUUUCACAUUUGUGCUAUCUAAGCAUCAACUAUAAUGUGUCCUCAUAUGAGUCUAUAUUUUGUUUAAUAAAAAAGACAAAAGAAAAGAAAAAUAUUUAAAUGUGUUUUCGAGAGAAGUGACGACCAGACUGGCCUACAUAGGCCUAUGCCAGAUGUGACGGAAAAGAAACUGUUUCUUUGCAGACCAAAGUCCUUUUGCAGAACUAUGUAGCUGGUACUACGUUUUUAUAUUCAUAAAUAUAGACGGCAAAUGAAAGGAGCAUUCCACGAAACAUGUCGGGCACAUGCCACUGGAACAACUGAAUACAGACAAUCCUUUGAAGACCAGUGUUUUUCACAAUAAGUGCCUCUUGUAUCAAGUUAUUACACGCCUUAUGAGGUCAUAUUCUCUACUGUCUAAAAGACAAUAUGAGUUUUACUGUGUGUUAUAUUGUAAGGGCAAACGGCUUUGAGACAAUGUUUUCUUCUAAAACUGCCUUUAAAUCUGUUCUCCUUAAAGGCUUGAACUCGUGUCUGUGAGUGUCUCUGCUGUCCAGUAGCACAUGAAGUCAGGGUCUUACAGUAGAAGGCCUCACAGAGGAGCACGCCAUCUCAGAUUCACCUGAUUGACAAAGGGCUACGCAUUCUCUCAUGAAAUGUACCGCCUUGUAAAUAUUGUCUUUACGUGUAAUGUAAUAGUUUAUUUUAAUGUACAUAUUAAACUAAAUUACACUGUGA
Mugil cephalus (flathead mullet) is the source of this 2472-nucleotide messenger RNA. Its product is annotated as Krueppel-like factor 2. Gene Ontology annotation, molecular function: RNA polymerase II cis-regulatory region sequence-specific DNA binding; DNA-binding transcription factor activity, RNA polymerase II-specific. The transcript is spliced from 3 exons. Lineage: Eukaryota; Metazoa; Chordata; Actinopteri; Mugiliformes; Mugilidae. The record is from RefSeq and is a predicted model, not a curated record. Gene Ontology annotation, biological process: regulation of transcription by RNA polymerase II. Bases 339 to 1553 code for a protein of 404 amino acids.